AUGUUAAAUGAAUUAAAAAAUUAUAAAAAAGUUAGAAAAUUUAAAUGCAUUGAAGUUAUUGAAUUUAUUGAUGAAGAUACAGGUGAAGUUGUAGAUGAAGAAAUAAUAAGAAAAGUUAAACCAAAAAUUUUAAUAUCUAAAAAUAAAAAUAAUAUAGUUAACUAUAUGAAAAAUAUUGUUAGUAAGAAGGCAUUCACAAAACCAACAGAAAAUAUUUUUCCUACAUCAACAGAAAGAUCAGAAAUUAAAAUUUUUAAUAAAAAACAUCCUAAACAUUUGUCAAAUGAAUAUUUUACAGUAAAAGAUAACUUAGCGUUAGAAAAAUUAAUUGGAAAAAAAUAUUCCGAAGGAACUAGUGAUAAUAAAAAUGAAAAUAAAGAGAUUAUCUAUAAAAAAAGUAAUUAUUUAAAAAAUAAAUAUUCAAAUUAUGAAGACUUUUAUAAUAGAAGAAUUUAUAAAACAAAUCAUGUUUCAAAAAGUAUUGAAGAUGAUAAGAAAAUAAAUAAUUUAAACGAAAUUGUGAUACCAGUUGCAAGUCACUCCAAAAACUAUACUGAUUCUAAUUUAAUUUCUUCAAAAAGUAUUGAUAAAAAUAAUAAUACUAUUAUUGAAGAUAAAAAAUUAAUUAAUAAGACAUAUGAUAUACCAGAAUCUCCUCCAUAUAUACCUCAAAGACCAGAACAAAGUUAUUAUUCUGAAUAUUAUCAAAAAGAGAAAAAAUAUAAUCAUGACAAAAACUUGAAUACUCGUGUAUAUGCAAAGUCAAAUUAUAAAAAAAUUACUGAAGAUGGUGUUAUUGAAAAAAAUAUCAUUUUUACAACACUAAAACCAAUUAUUACAUCGUCAAAUUUUUUUAUGAAUCAAGCGCCAUUAAAUUUUCCCAAACAAUAUAAUACUACUAAUUUAAAAAAUGUAACAAAUAAUGAAGAACAGUCUUCAAAAAAUAAUUUAAUAAUGACAAAAGAAAAUUGCCAAAAAAUGAAUUAUUUUUCAAAGACAUUUGGUAUUAAAGAUGUUCAAAAAUGGGUAAGAAAUAAUUGUUUUUUUGUGCAAUUUUAUUUACCACAAGCAACAUGUCAAGAUAUAUAUAUGUUUGUUGAUUCAUGUUUUAAAAAAUUUUUCCUAAAAUAA
Molecule: messenger RNA, 1131 nt
Organism: Strongyloides ratti
Lineage: Eukaryota; Metazoa; Nematoda; Chromadorea; Rhabditida; Strongyloididae
Exons: 2
Coding region: 1-1131 (376 amino acids)
Source: RefSeq, a predicted model, not a curated record